ACUUAUUAGUAUUUAGUAGUCUUGCGACCGACGCCUCGGACACCACCGCGAGCAUAACAAAAUAUAUUUUGUCAUGACCGCGAGCGUGUUUGUUUAUUUUAAUAAAGUCAAUUAUACUUAAAAGUGCCUUAAAAAGUUUCUUAUAGUAAUUAUGCUAUGAUUAUAACAUCAGAAGUGGGAUGAACUUGUUUUGCACGUCGUGAAUGUUAAGCGCUAUUUAUUUAAUUUUGUCUAUGCUUGUGCGUGUGCGGAAAUUAACACGGUGUUGCGUUGCUGUUGGUUAACUUCGAACAAAGACGAAGCGAUGCGUAUGCGUGAAUAAGUAUUUAACAUAAUUACGGUCUAUCGUGUCACGAGGUUUUGUGUGUUUAUGUAUAUAUAUUUCGAAUUGCGCGAAAAUUGUAUAACUUUUCAUAACCUCAAAUUGUGUUUAACGAACGGUUGAAAACGUAUACCAACGACCUGGUUAUCACUAAUCAACGACGGCGAUAACAUUUGAACCUAAUCAGUGUUUAUUAUACUGUUUAUUUAUUAUUGUUUGGUAUCGUUAUCAUGGCUCACGAUAAAACCGUAGACGUCAAUGAAUUGUUACGAUUAAUGAUUGAACAAAACCGUAUUCGGGAACAACAAGUGGAAAAAUUAGUCACUAAACUAUCUGAGCGAUCGAAUGAUUCGAAUAUAUCAUCGACAUGUUUUAUACCUAGUUCAAACCAAACUAUUUCGACGUUCGACGGAUCAACGGGGGACACGGCCAUUGCAGCGGAAUGGUUGAAGUCAUUAGAAACCUCGAUGUGUCUGAACAAAUGGCCAGGUCAAUACACUUUGGAAGCAGCUCGUUCACAUUUAGCGGGACCGGCGAAACAGUGGUAUUUAGGUCACUUGGAUGAGUUGACCAACUGGAGCGAAUUUAUAGUGAUAUUUAAAAAAACAUUUAUGAGAUCAGCAACAACGGCGGAGACCUGGAAGAAAUUACAAGGACGGAUACAAGGAGUAAAUGAAACAACAUAUUCGUAUUUCCACGAAAAGAUUAGACUUUGCCGAGAGUUGAAAUUGGACGAGACUGAAACCAAACAACAAAUAUGUGUUGGAUUACGAUCACAAACUUUAUGUAUGGUGCUGAUGAGUAGUGCGCACAUUAGAGAAGAAGAGCUGUUAGCAGAAAUUCGACGCAUGGAAGAGGUACAACUGGAUUGCCAGCUACAUUUUAAAAAUAAUAGUACUAUCACUAAGAAAACUGCACCUACUACGUCGAAUGUUACACAAGUGGCUGCAAUAAAAGAAGGUACCCAGAAAAUUACAAAUGAUUGGACACGCGAAGUACGGUGCUAUAACUGCCAACAAACCGGUCACAUAAGUAGGGAUUGUGAUGCUCCACGAAAACCUCUCAAGUGUGUCAUAUGUCAUCAGGAGGGGCAUACAAAAAAAAAUUGUAAGACAGUGACCCAAACGGUGGUUAGUUUAGUAAAUACGAACCUCAACAAAUCUGGCUACAUUAAAAUGGUUAAGAUCAACAACAACCCAGUAUUGAUUCAGGGAUUGGUGGACACUGGAUGCGAUGUGUGUUUAAUAAAAGCCAGUGCAGCUAAACAGUUAAAUUUGUGUGUGUUACCUACGACUAAACAACUUACUGUGUACGGCAAUAACCCGAUAAAUGUAGUGAAUGAUGUUACGUCGGUAACUGUGGAAGUUGAUGACGUAGCAGAGAUGGUCGAACUAUGGGUAGUCGAAGAUUUGGCACAAAGUUAUGAUUUAUUAAUCGGACGUACCUUUACGGAUCGUGAAAAUGUUACUUUUAUUAAAACCAAAAAUGAGGUAAUAUUUGGAUACGAUUAUAUUUUUAAAUUUGAUGAUGAAGUUUUCUGUAAAAUGAAGUCAGCACGAGUAAAAGUGAAUAGUGAUCAAUUGUUGAAGGCAAACGAAGUAACCAUUGUAACAGCAUCAGUAAACGAAGAACCUGUGGAGGUACUCAACUUUUCCGUAUCUCACACGCUUAUCCAGGAUUUUUUCAACAGUGUGACACCCCUUUUCAUGCAUUGUUUGGAUAUUAUGCCAAUUCCAAUGAUGGAAUUGUAACAGCAUCAGUAAACGAAGAACCUGUGGAGGUACUCAACUUUUCCGUAUCUCACACGCUUAUCCAGGAUUUUUUCAACAGUGUGACACCCCUUUUCAUGCAUUGUUUGGAUAUUAUGCCAAUUCCAAUGAUGGAGCGUUGGCAAGACUAGUUGAUAAUGAUCAAACAUGGACCAAUAGUGUAUCGUUACAAUCCAGAAUCAGGGAUAGCAUAAUCAAGGAGCAUGAGUUGUGGAAAAUUAAAUAUAAUGCGAAACAUACCAACGUUACUUACUCUAUUGGUGAAAUAGUUUACCUGAAGAGACCACCCGAAUACACUGGCCAACCGACUAAGUUACAGCCAAAGUACAGGGGACCCUUAAUUAUUACCCAAACAUUACCGGGUGAUACAUAUAGACUACAGGAACUAUUGCAACAUAGUGGCCAUCAGUAUCGUACAACCGCACAUGUGUCUGAUCUGAAAUCAUAUCAUCUACCUAUCGAUAAGGACGACGAUCAAGAUGAAGCACUCGAAGACCAGGAACAAGAGAAUGAACAGGAUGAAGAGGGAGAACACCAAACAGAACAACCAGAGGAUGUAAUUGUGGGCAAUACACCUACUGAACAAGUACAGGCGGUCAAAGCAUUAAGACCACAAAGAUUGGCUAGGAAGCCGACAUAUUUAGUAGAUUAUGAUCUUAAAUGAAUUUAUUACAUUUUGUCAAUUUGUCUCAAUUAUUAUUUAUUUUUUUUAUAUAUAUAUAUAUGUGUUAAAUGUCAAUUAUUUGUAGGAAGUUAAUCUAGUUUCACCUGUUAUAAAUGAGGUCAUUUAAAUGCCAGGAUGACCGAAUGUUAUCAUUUAUUAUUAUUAUUAUUAUUAUUAUCAUUUUAUUAUUUUGGGUGGUAACGGGAUAACUAAUAUAUUAUUAGUAGUCUUGCGACCGACGCCUCGGACACCACCGCGAGCGUGUUUGUUUAUUUUAAUAAAGUCAAUUAUACUUAAAA
This is a messenger RNA of Aphis gossypii (cotton aphid), 3054 nucleotides long. RefSeq lists its product as uncharacterized. Gene Ontology annotation, molecular function: mRNA binding; single-stranded RNA binding; translation regulator activity. Lineage: Eukaryota; Metazoa; Arthropoda; Insecta; Hemiptera; Aphididae. Gene Ontology annotation, cellular component: cytoplasm. Bases 553 to 2073 code for a protein of 506 amino acids. Gene Ontology annotation, biological process: positive regulation of cytoplasmic translation. The transcript has 2 exons. The record is from RefSeq and is a predicted model, not a curated record.